Suillus discolor is the source of this 516-nucleotide messenger RNA. Its product is annotated as glycosyl transferase. Gene Ontology annotation, cellular component: membrane; Golgi apparatus. Bases 1 to 516 code for a protein of 171 amino acids. Lineage: Eukaryota; Fungi; Basidiomycota; Agaricomycetes; Boletales; Suillaceae. The record is from RefSeq and is a predicted model, not a curated record. The transcript is spliced from 9 exons. Gene Ontology annotation, biological process: cell wall mannoprotein biosynthetic process; protein N-linked glycosylation. Gene Ontology annotation, molecular function: alpha-1,2-mannosyltransferase activity.
AUGAAGCAACUCGAGGAUAGGUUCAACAGGAAGUUCCAGUAUCCUUAUGUCUUCCUCAACGACGAGCCCUUUAUGCAGAGCUUCAAGCAUCACAUAUGGGCCUUGACCAAUGCCACAGUCGAAUUCGGUCUCAUCCCAUCCGACCAUUGGCAUCAACCAUCGUGGAUUGAUGAAGAACGAGCAAGCAAGUCUCGCGAUGACAUGAUUAAGAACGAUGUGAUUUACAGAGGUAGCGUUUCAUACCGGAAUAUGUGUCGCUUCAAUUCUGGAUUCUUCUAUCGACACGAGCUCUUGCAGAAGUACAGGUACUAUUGGAGAGUCGAGCCAGACAUCCAGCUUUUCUGCGACGUGGACUAUGAUCCCUUUCUCAUGAUGCAAGACCAAAACAAAGUGUAUAGCUUUACUAUAACAUUAUACGAAUUCCCAACUACCAUCCCAACGCUAUGGAACGCUGUAAAGUCUUUCAUUGUUUAUACAUGCUCAGGGUCUCAGACACACAACCGACAGUACGUCUGA